CCCCGAAGCAGUUCACACCUAUUCCUGAGGAAAAGGACAUGACUCAGUGGAAGGGCGAGUAACUGCAGGAAAAGAGAGUCGAGACCGCGCGUUUGCGAGUGAGCAGGAGAGUUUACCUGUGUAAACCGUCUGCUGGCAGCGGUGUGUGAUAGCUGCCCCCCUAGUGUAAAUAGCCUCCCUCCGACAGCUCUAGACGGACCAAGUGGCCAGAAAGGGGACUUCCCGGGAGAGAAACGACUCCACACAAUGAACAAAUAAAACGGGAGAGCUGAAAUGUGGAACAGUCGGGUGUGUGUUUGUGUGAACUGGAGUGGGGGUGGUGCACGGGAAAGGGAGAGACACUGAGCGGUGAGGGAAAUCCGGAGAGGAGGCGAGCUGCUGUCGGUUUUAAUGGUGGCAAUUCUGUGGAAGGCAUUGAGUGGAAGAGGGCGAAGCAGGGAGGCACCCGAGUAAUGAACGGGGGAGGGACCGCGAAAAGUGUAGCCCGGAGUGUGCGUGGACCAGCUCAGUUCCCGACACUAUCGUAAGCAGGUUUACCCAACAACCAUGCCUACUUCUCUCAGGGGGCUUACUCGCAAGUAAAACGAACCCAAGACUGCUGCGCAAAAGGGGCAAUUCUAAGGGGCGCAACCCUGAAAGGGUACCACCUGAAUGGGUCUGAUUGAUGUGGAAAAGAGCUACGACUUUCAUUUGCAAAGGCGUUGUGAGGUUUCCUGCAGACUGGGAAAGGCCUAACUGUUUGGAGCACCAUCAGAUAGUUCUAUUGAGAACUGGAAGACUCCCUUGGGCAUCUAUAACAUCCUACUGUCUAACUAGGAAUAAAUCUGCAUCUGUGACGCUGGAUGUACGGACUGCUUGCCUUGGAGUAAAGGCGACUUUCUCCAUUUUGGAAUAUGGUGCCUAAUUUCAGCAUUCCAGUAUUUGUUGUGCCAGCAGUAGUUCUGUGCUGCUUGAUGUCAACAACGGAGGCAGAUAAUAAACCAAGCUUCAUAAAAACCCCUGAAGAUCAGAUUGGGAUUUCUGGAGGAGUGGCCUCCUUUGUAUGCCAAGCAACAGGAGAACCAAAGCCACGCAUCACAUGGAUGAAAAAAGGAAAGAAAGUCAGCUCCCAGCGAUUUGAAGUUAUUGAAUUUGAUGAUGGUUCUGGAUCAGUGCUACGUAUUCAGCCUCUUCGUGUCCUUCGGGAUGAAGCAAUCUAUGAAUGCAUGGCUACCAAUAGUGUUGGGGAGAUAAACACAAGUGCCAAACUGACAGUGUUGGAAGAGAAUCAGAUCCCGUCUGGCUUUCCAACCAUAGAUAUGGGCCCACAAUUGAAGGUAGUAGAGAAAGCCCGCACUGCUACAAUGCUCUGUGCUGCCAGUGGCAACCCUGAUCCUGAAAUCUCCUGGUUUAAAGACUUCCUUCCUGUUGACACAGCUGCUAGCAAUGGGAGAAUCAAACAGCUCCGUUCAGGGGCCUUGCAAAUUGAAAACAGUGAGGAGUCGGACCAAGGCAAAUAUGAGUGUGUCGCAACGAACAGUGCAGGGACACGUUACUCCGCUCCAGCCAACCUUUAUGUGCGAGUGCGACGAGUGUCACCUCGGUUUUCAAUCCCUCCAAGCAACCAUGAGGUGAUGCCUGGAGGGAGUGUUAACCUCACAUGCGUAGCAGUGGGAUCCCCCAUGCCCUAUGUGAAGUGGAUUGCUGGAGAUGUGGAGCUCACAAAAGAAGAUGACAUGCCAAUGGGCAGGAAUGUUCUAGAACUGACCAAUAUCACACAGUCUGCCAACUAUACCUGUGAAGCUAUGUCUUCACUAGGUGUAAUCCAUGCAACAGCACAGAUCACUGUCAAAGCCUUGCCAAAGCCACCAGUAGACACAUUAGUAACUGAGACAACAGCCACCAGUGUGACUCUUACUUGGGAUUCAGGAAAUGCUGAUCCAAUCUCCUACUAUGUCAUUCAGUAUAAGUCAAAAUCACAAGAGGGCACAUUCCAAGAAGUGGAUGGUGUAGCAACCACUCGGUACAGCAUUGGUGGUCUGAGCCCCUUCUCAGAAUACGAAUUUCGCAUUAUUGCUGUAAACAACAUUGGCAGAAGUCCCCCUAGUGAGUUGGUUGAAGCAAGAACUGGAGAACAAGCCCCUUCCAGUGCACCCCUCAAAGUGCAGGCUCGGAUGCUGAGUGCCAGCACCAUGCUGGUCCAAUGGGAGCAGCCUGAAGAACCCAAUGGACUGAUCCGGGGCUACCGAGUGUACUACACUACUGACUCUCACCUACCACUCAACAUGUGGCAGAAGCACAACACUGAUGACAGCCACCUCACUACUGUGGGCAGCUUGAUAACCGGGACCACUUACAGUAUCCGUGUCUUGGCUUUCACUUCAGUUGGUGACGGCCCCCCUUCUGAAAUCAUCCAGGUCAAGACCCAGCAGGGUGUUCCAGCUCAGCCAGCAGAUUUCCAAGCUGAGGCAGAGUCUGACACACGGAUCAUGUUAACUUGGCUGCCUGCCUCUCAGGAACGCAUCACCAAGUAUGAACUGGUGUACUGGGAAGCACCCGAUGGGAUCCAGCAUAAAGUGGAAUUUGACCAAGCCUCCUCAUAUGCAGCUGAAGGGCUCAAACCAGACACACUCUACAGGUUCCAGCUAGGAGCCCGCUCUGAGCUGGGCCUGGGAGUCUAUACCCCAGUUUUGGAAGCCCGGACAGCACAGUCAACCCCUUCUGCCCCACCCCAAGAUGUUGUAUGUGUAAGCACCAGCUCCACUGCCAUUCGGGUAAGUUGGGUACCACCACCGGCUCAGAGCCGCAAUGGAGUCAUCACACAGUAUUCCAUCGCAUAUCAAGCAGUGGAAGGAGAGGACAGCACCAAGCAUGUGGUUGAGGGCAUUGGACACGAGCACUCCAGCUGGGAGAUCAACGACUUGGAGAAAUGGACAGAGUACAAAGUGUGGGUGAGGGCCCACACAGAUGUGGGCCCUGGGCCAGAGAGCACCCCUGUCUGGGUUCGCACAGAUGAGGACGUGCCUGGUGCUCCACCACGAAAAGUGGAGGUGGAAUCAGUGAACUCAACAGCCAUUCGUGUUUCCUGGAAAUCUCCAAUUUCCAACAAACAGCAUGGCCAAAUUCGAGGCUACCAAGUUACGUAUGUGAAGAUGGAAAACAAUGAACCAGUUGGACCACAUGUCAUCAAAGAUGUUGUGGUGGCAGAACCCCAGUUGAGGUUUAAGGAUGCUGUUGACCACGAGACCAUCAUUGGAGGCCUUUUACCUGAAACUACCUAUUCUGUCAGCAUUGCAGCCUAUACCACUAAAGGAGAUGGAGCCCGGAGUAAGGCCAAGGUGAUUACAACCACUGGAGCAGUCCCAGGCAAACCUACCAUGAUGAUCAGCACCACAGCCAUGAAUACAGCUCUAAUCAAUUGGCAUCCACCCAAAGAGAUGAUUGGGGAGCUCCUGGGCUAUGUGCUACAGUAUAAACGUGCUGAUGAGGAGAAGAUGACGAUCAUUCAUUUCGGGAAGAAUGAUGAUCACCACACUGUGACGGGCCUUUACAAGGGUGCCACCUACAUCUUCAAGCUGUCUGCCAAGAAUAGGGCUGGUUCUGGGGAAGAAUUUGAAAAGGAAAUUACAACUACAGAGGAGGUGCCAAGUGGCUUCCCCCAGAACCUGCAUGUGGUGGGGCUUACUACCUCUACCACUAAAGUAAUGUGGAAUCCACCAUCGCUAGCUGAGCAGAAUGGGAAAAUUAUCAACUAUACUGUUGUAUACAGAGAUAUUAAUAGCCAGCACAACCUGACUAAUGUUACUAAGGAAACAAGCAUCACCCUGGCCAAUCUCAAACCUGACACGACCUAUGACAUCAAAGUUAGAGCCCACAAUAGCAAGGGGGCUGGGCCCCUCAGCCCAAGCAUUCAGUCUAGGACAAUGCCGAUGGAGCAAGUGUUUGCAAAAAAUUUCCGUGUCAGUGCUGUGAUGAAAACAUCAGUUCUGCUUAGCUGGGAGGUGCCAGACACGUAUAAAUCUGCCGUACCCUUCAAGAUUCUCUACAAUAGCCAGACUGUGGAGGUAGAUGGUCAUUCCAUGAAGAAGCUAAUUAGUGACCUGAAGCCAGAUACAAAUUACUCCUUUGCACUCACAAAUCGUGGAAGCAGUGCAGGUGCACUGCAGCAUCGGGUCUUCAUCCGGACAGCACCUGAUGUCCUCCAGACUAAGCCCAUUUCUACAUACAAAUAUAUCCAUAAUGGACAGUUCGCUCUCACUCUCCCCAAAGUGAAAACCACAGUGCCAGUCAGGUGGUAUUACAUUGUGGUAGUGCCAUUAGACCACACAAACAACAUACCUGCUUCUAGAUUGAAGACCCCAGAUGAAAUGGAACUGGACCAGCUACUUGAGGCCAUAAACCAAGGAGUCACAGACAGGCGCCAACGUCGGCAGGCAGAUCGCCUCAAGCCAUACAUUGCUGCCCAAGUAGAUGAUCUGCCAGAGACCUUUGUAUUGGGGGAUGAGAAAACCUAUAAAGGUUUCUACAAUAAGCCACUAUCUGAAGACCUGAGCUACCGGUGUUUUGUUCUAGCUUCACUGGAAGAUGGCGAUACGAAGAAGUAUGCUGCCAGUCCCUACUCAGAUGAGAUUGUGAUGGAAGUAUCAGCCAAACAGCAGGAUGAACCAGAAAUGUUGUGGGUAAUGGGGCCUGUUCUGGCUGUUAUCUUAAUCAUCAUCAUUGUCAUUGCAAUCCUGCUCUUCAAAAGCAAACAAGAAAGAAAAAGGGCCAAUUCACCCUCCUCCAAGGAUGAACAUGCCAUUGGUCUGAAGGAUUCAUUGCUGGCCCAUUCCUCUGACCCUGUUGAAAUGAGACGUCUCAACUAUCAAACACCAGGUAUGCGUGAUCACCCUCCCAUUCCAGUGACAGACCUUGCUGACAAUAUCGACCGAUUGAAGGCCAAUGAUGGGCUCAAGUUCUCCCAGGAAUAUGAGUCCAUAGAUCCUGGACAGCAGUUCACGUGGGAAAACUCCAAUCUGGAGGUGAACAAGCCAAAGAAUCGCUAUGCAAAUGUGAUUGCCUAUGAUCACUCCCGUGUCAUCCUGUCGUCCAUUGAUGGGGUCCCUGGAAGUGACUACAUCAAUGCCAAUUACAUUGAUGGCUACCGCAAGCAGAAUGCCUACAUUGCUACACAGGGGCCUCUGCCAGAGACACUCAGUGACUUUUGGAGAAUGGUGUGGGAACAACGCACAGCAACUGUUGUUAUGAUGACCCGACUGGAGGAGAAGUCUCGGGUGAAGUGUGACCAGUACUGGCCAAGCCGUGGUACAGAAACCUAUGGAUUGAUCCAGGUGACAUUGCUGGACACAGUUGAACUUGCAACUUACACAGUCCGGACAUUUGCCCUAUACAAGAAUGGGUCCAGUGAAAAGCGGGAGCUGCGUCAGUUCCAGUUUAUGGCUUGGCCUGACCAUGGUGUGCCGGAGUAUCCUACCCCUAUCUUGGCCUUCCUGAGACGGGUGAAAGCCUGCAAUCCUCCAGAUGCUGGCCCAGUGGUUGUACACUGCAGUGCCGGUGUGGGCAGGACAGGCUGCUUCAUCGUAAUUGAUGCCAUGCUUGAGAGGAUGAAACAUGAGAAGACAGUGGACAUCUAUGGGCACGUGACAUGCAUGCGCUCACAGAGAAACUAUAUGGUGCAGACUGAAGAUCAGUAUAUCUUCAUCCAUGAGGCCUUGCUUGAGGCAGCCACCUGCGGAAACACGGAGGUCCCUGCACGCAACCUCUUUGCUCACAUCCAGAAACUGAGCCAGGUACCUCCAGGGGAGAGUGUCACAGCAAUGGAACUAGAGUUUAAGCUUCUUGCCAAUUCUAAAGCACAUACCUCACGAUUCAUCAGUGCCAACCUCCCGUGCAACAAAUUCAAAAACCGUCUGGUGAAUAUCAUGCCCUAUGAGCUGACGCGGGUUUGCCUGCAGCCUAUCCGUGGUGUUGAGGGCUCAGAUUACAUCAACGCCAGCUUUGUAGAUGGCUACAGGCAGCAAAAGGCCUACAUUGCCACACAGGGACCCCUGGCUGAGACCACAGAGGAUUUCUGGCGGAUGCUGUGGGAGCACAACUCCACAAUUGUGGUGAUGCUGACCAAGUUGCGAGAGAUGGGGCGGGAGAAAUGUCAUCAGUAUUGGCCAGCAGAGCGCUCUGCUCGGUACCAGUACUUUGUGGUGGACCCCAUGGCUGAAUACAACAUGCCUCAGUACAUCUUGCGGGAAUUCAAGGUCACUGAUGCCCGUGAUGGGCAGUCCAGAACCAUCCGGCAGUUCCAGUUCACUGACUGGCCUGAGCAAGGAGUACCAAAAACAGGCGAGGGCUUCAUUGACUUCAUUGGGCAGGUACAUAAGACCAAGGAGCAAUUUGGCCAGGAUGGGCCCAUCACUGUACACUGCAGUGCGGGAGUUGGACGCACUGGGGUGUUCAUCACGUUAAGCAUUGUACUGGAGCGCAUGCGCUAUGAAGGCGUCGUUGACAUGUUCCAGACGGUGAAGACCCUGAGAACACAGCGACCAGCCAUGGUGCAGACAGAGGACCAGUACCAGCUGUGCUACAGAGCUGCACUGGAGUAUCUUGGCAGCUUUGAUCACUAUGCAACGUAACUAGUGCUUUUGGCCAGUUGCAACAGGAAUGUCCAAGAGCAGAGACGGGUUCUUCCCAGCCAGCCGCCCAUUUGUUAGUCCUGUGCAGAUGCUGCGGCAACAGCCUCCCCAUGACAAACCAGUUAUGAUCGCAGUAUUUAGGUACAUUGCCACAGCGCCAAAAGUGGGACCAUCUUCUUACAUUUCCAAGUUCCAGAUGAAUUUCUUUUAAUGGCCCCACUCCUCCUCCUGCCCUUGAUAGCAUUUCAUGGUGAGAGUCAUUGGGUGGAUGGAAUGGGAUCUUUUAUAUAUGUAAAAUAGUUAACUAGCCUUUUAUAUCUUUUUUUUUCUUUUCUUUUUAAUUCUUUGCAAGUCUUAAUGUUUUGCUCAGGCAAAACAAGGAAAUGGAGGUGGUGGGAUUUGAAUUUCCUUUUGUUCCUCCCCCCUUACUCUUUUGUUGUCUCAACCGCAGUGGCGUUGCCCAUUUUCGGGCAGCCCCAGGUUAAUAUUAGUGGCUGGCUCACAGUUCUGGGUUCCUUCCACACCCUCUAGAGUCCUGUAGAAUAUUCAAAUUCACAGAGCUGGGGCCAGCCUAACGAUUAUUUCGAAAGCCUUUUCCUCCUAAAGGCCUGUCUGUCAGGUGGGACUCUAGCAGGUAUCAGAUGCUUGGUCCUAUUGACAUGUGUCCAGUGACCUCAUAUUUGUCAGUUGAUCCCAUGUGAGCUUUCCAUUCACAGGAGAGAUCCACACACACACACCCGGGAUCCUCUCUUGUUAAGAUGGAUGAAAAGGUGGCCUCUCCGCCAUGCACACAGUCUUAAGUUCCCCAGAGGGAUGUGACCACAGAUACACAUGUAUCCAGUCCUUUUAGUACCAGUAGCAUCCAGAGGGGCUGUUGCCCAGGCAACUGCAACCAACCAAAUGCAUUAGAACAUAUUCUAAGGUGAAAGAGCACAACUCUGGGAAGUCCAGCCUUCCUGCACAAACCCCAGAAACGGGGUGCCUUCGUUAUAUGGGGGGGAGAGGGGGAAUUGGGGUUCUUCAGGUAAGGAAAUCAGUUCUCAGAUGCUGGGUGUGGCUAUAAUUUCUUCUAUCCUGUAAACAUUUAAAAGUCAUUAGAAUGCUAUAUUUUCCACUAUGAAAAGAUGGUCUAAUUAACCAAUGUGGCAAGACUACUGGACUUAAUUUAAUGGUACUGUAUAUUAAUACUCCUUAUUAUCUCACACUUGCACUACAGGCAGGGAGAUUACAGCCUUCUCCCAGGUGCAUAGCUCUAUAAAUAAAGGUGGUGGAAAGGUCUCUAACUGUAUUACCCAAUGUAUCCAAACUGCAUUGAAAUCAACAAUCCUGGAUGGUGAUGUUGGAGAGAACAUUCAUUUUUAACUUGUGAAAGCAUAGUGCUGUAGGGGUCACUGUUGUAUACAGUCUGUUUUCUAUUUGUUAAUAAAAAUCUACAGCAUCAUUGCAUAAUUCUUGAUGUUAAUAAAUUUGAAUAAUCGGGUUUCCUACA
Messenger RNA from Pogona vitticeps (central bearded dragon), 8094 nucleotides. The record is from RefSeq and is a predicted model, not a curated record. NCBI's taxonomy places the organism in Eukaryota, Metazoa, Chordata, Lepidosauria, Squamata, Agamidae.